This is a messenger RNA of Drosophila suzukii, 542 nucleotides long. It is a transcript of the gene Polr2F, whose product is annotated as RNA polymerase II subunit RpII18. The record is from RefSeq and is a predicted model, not a curated record. Gene Ontology annotation, biological process: transcription by RNA polymerase I; transcription by RNA polymerase II; tRNA transcription by RNA polymerase III. Lineage: Eukaryota; Metazoa; Arthropoda; Insecta; Diptera; Drosophilidae. Gene Ontology annotation, cellular component: RNA polymerase III complex; RNA polymerase II, core complex; nucleus. Gene Ontology annotation, molecular function: DNA binding.
UUUCACAUCCCUAGAAGUCGGACGCGUGCAAAACACGCCGAAUUUUUAUUAUUUUAUUUCUUAUUAAUAAAAGAAAUCAACCAUGGAUGAUGCAGACUACGAUAACGACGACGUUGGCGGCGACGACUUCGAUGAUGUUGACGAGGACGUGGACGAGGACAUCAACCAGGAGGAGGAGGCGGACAACAUCGAGAUCAUAGCCUCCGCCGGAGCGGGGGGUGGAGGUGUCCCCAAGUCCAAGCGAAUCACCACCAAGUACAUGACCAAGUACGAGCGCGCCAGAGUUCUGGGCACUCGAGCCCUCCAGAUCGCCAUGUGCGCACCCAUCAUGGUCGAACUGGACGGGGAAACAGAUCCCCUCCAGAUCGCCAUGAAGGAGCUCAAGCAGAAGAAGAUCCCCAUCAUCAUCCGUCGAUACCUGCCAGAUCACUCCUACGAGGACUGGAGCAUCGACGAACUGAUCAUGGUGGACAACUAGCUAGUACACAACUUAAUUACGCAUAACGAAAUAUACAGACUAAGAUUAAGGCUGAGUAAGCACA